AGAUGGCCGUUCUCUGUUUUUCAGUGUGAGCCCCGGCGGCGGCUGCGGCGACGGGAAUCCCGGUGUCGGGGGCAUCUGUGCUCUAGCUCCCCCUGCGACCGCAGGUCCCUCGGUGCCUAGGCGAGAGUCGCCUCUUCUUCCCACGGGAGAUGCGUCUGUCCGGGGCUCGGGGGCGCUCUGGGAGUUCAUGCUGCGCUGGAGGCUCCUGGCCGCCGCUCUAAUCGCCUGGUGCCACCGCAGCGCCAGCUCUGUCGCCCGCGGUGAGCCUCUGGGAUCCCCCCAGUGCCCCUGGCGGCGGCGAUGACCGGGGAGAAGAUCCGCUCCUUGCGGAGGGACCAUAAGCCCAGCAAAGAAGAGGGGGAUCUGCUGGAGCCCGGCGAUGAGGAAGCGGCGGCUGCUCUCGGCGGCACCUUUACCGGAGGCAGGGUUGGCACCGGCGGCAGCGGCAAGGGCGGCAAAGCCUGUCAUAAGAUCUUCAGCAACCAUCACCACCGGCUGCAGCUGAAGGCAGCUCCGGCCUCCUCCAACCCCCCCGGCGCUCCGGCCCUGCCGCUGCACAAUUCCGUGACUACCACCUCCCAGUCCCCGGCUCUUCUAGCCGGCACCAACCCGGUUGCUGCCGUCGCAGAUGGAGGUAGUUGCCCUGCACACUACCCGGUGCACGAGUGCGUCUUCAAGGGGGAUGUGAGGAGGCUGUCCUCUCUCAUCCGCACACACAAUAUCGGGCAGAAAGAUAAUCACGGAAACACUCCUUUACAUCUUGCUGUGAUGUUAGGAAAUAAAGAAUGUGCCCAUUUACUUUUGGCUCAUAAUGCCCCAGUAAAGGUGAAGAAUGCUCAGGGAUGGAGCCCUCUGGCGGAAGCCAUCAGCUAUGGAGACAGACAGAUGAUUACAGCUCUUUUAAGGAAGCUCAAGCAGCAAUCCAGGGAAAGUGUUGAAGAAAAACGACCUCGAUUAUUAAAAGCUCUAAAAGAGCUAGGUGACUUUUAUCUAGAACUUCACUGGGAUUUUCAAAGCUGGGUGCCUUUACUUUCCCGAAUUCUGCCUUCUGAUGCAUGUAAAAUAUACAAACAAGGUAUCAAUAUCAGGCUUGACACAACUCUCAUCGACUUUACUGACAUGAAGUGCCAACGAGGGGAUUUAAGCUUCAUUUUCAAUGGGGAUGCAGCACCCUCUGAAUCUUUUGUAGUAUUAGACAAUGAACAAAAAGUUUAUCAGCGGAUACACCAUGAGGAGUCAGAGAUGGAAACAGAAGAAGAAGUUGACAUUUUAAUGAGCAGCGAUAUUUAUUCUGCAACUUUAUCAACCAAAUCAAUUUCUUUCACACGUGCCCAAACUGGAUGGCUUUUCCGGGAAGAUAAAACAGAAAGAGUAGGAAACUUUUUGGCAGACUUUUAUCUGGUGAAUGGACUUGUUUUAGAAUCAAGGAAAAGAAGGGAACACCUCAGUGAAGAGGAUAUUCUUCGAAAUAAGGCCAUCGUGGAGAGUUUGAGUAAAGGUGGAAACAUAAUGGAACAGAAUUUUGAGCCAGUCCGAAGACAGUCCCUUACCCCUCCUCCUCAGAACACUAUUACAUGGGAAGAAUAUAUAUCUGCUGAAAAUGGAAAAGCUCCUCAUCUGGGCAGAGAACUGGUGUGCAAAGAAAGUAAGAAAACUUUUAAAGCCACCAUAGCCAUGAGCCAGGAAUUUCCCUUAGGGAUUGAAUUAUUAUUGAAUGUCCUAGAAGUAAUAGCUCCCUUCAAGCACUUUAACAAGCUUAGAGAAUUUGUUCAAAUGAAGCUUCCUCCAGGCUUUCCUGUUAAACUAGAUAUACCUGUGUUUCCCACGAUAACAGCCACUGUGACUUUUCAGGAGUUUCGAUAUGAUGAAUUUGAUGGUGUCAUUUUUACUAUACCUGAUGACUACAAGGAAGACCCAAGCCGUUUUCCUGACCUUUAACUGACAUGGAAAAUGAUGUCAUCUAAUCAAGAAAAAUGAUUGCAGAGACCCAGAAGUGAAUCCAAACAGAAGGGACAAAUGGUUUCAUUUAAAAAAAAAAAGGGAAUUACUUAUUGAAUUGACACAUCAGUAAUAUAAUAUAAAGAAAUGGGCCUCUAAUAAGAAUUUCAGCAAUUUUUCUGAUGUGCCAUUUUCAGUCUUUUUAAAAGUAUACUUAAGUGUAAUAGUUUGACAUCUUAAUGACCCUAAGACCUUCGUAUGUAAAGCAGCUCUGAGUGCUGUGAUUUGUUUUUAAAAAUUUUUACACUUCUUGUUGAAAUAUAUAUGCAUAUAAAUAUAUCUAUAUCUAUAUCUAUAUCUAUAUCUAAAACACUCCUGGACCAUUAUUGUAAAUUAAAUGUCUUAAGAGAUAUAAGCCCUUUUAAACUUGUCAUCUUAUAUCAAGGUGAUAUUUAUAAAUAUUCCUUCAAGCUUUGUUUUCAUACAAUGUAAACUCUGUAACAUUAUGUAUAGUUCAGUAAUUUGAAUGUUUGUUCAAUAUAAUGAACUAGAAGGAAUGCAGUCUUCUGUAGAUGAAUGAAUCAAAUGGUAAUCAUUAAACAAUUGCAUUUAUAUGUUGCAAUACAUUUCAGAGGGGGUGUUCACUCUGCAGGGAAUAAGGUACCUCCUUUAGCACCUUAGUGCAGUUCAUUGUGGUGCUAUUUGUUUUUACCUGAAUUCUUUCUUCAAUAGAAAGUGUUUGUUACUAAUCUUCCUUUCAUAGAACUUUUUUUUUUUCCUAACUUGAGUUUUACAGUUCUUAUGUUCAUGAUAAGGUAUGGUUAGCAUGCUUAAAGAUCUUCUUCUAAACCUCAGCACUUUAAAGAAAUUCCAAAUUUUUAAACUUGCUUCCUAAUGAGUACACAGAAGUCUGAUUAUUUUGUUUAUUUUUAGUGGUAUAUAGCUGCAUUGGUGUCAGUUUUAAAAAACAAUUCACAUAUUUUAGACAACCCUACAUAUUUUAUGCUUUCAAAAUAAGGGAAAAACAUUUUAUAUGCCAACAAUAUAUUUGUUACAUGCUUACGCCCAGAAGCAUAUACAAGAUUGACAGUUCCUAUUUAUUUUUUUUAAAGUCACAAGAAAAUACUGAUUUUAUUUCCAAAGUGUUAAAAUUAUGCAUUACUCAUUUUUACACCUAAAACUUUUCAUAUUUAUUACAAGAUGGUUUGAAAGUCCAAGAAAGAAAAUAAAUUAGGAAGAAUAAUGUAUAACAGUCAUAAGCUAUCAUGUUGUAUAUCAAAGAACUUAGAUAAAUGUUUUUUAAAUUUGUCCUGAUGAGUGUGUCAAGAAGCAUCUGUCAAGUUUUUUAGACCAAUCAGUAGUUUAAACUUUCCAGAAUUUUAGAUAAUUUGAAAUGAGUGUAAAUACCUUUAUUGAAGAGAUGAUUUAUUUAAAAAUCCAAAGCCUCAAUCAUAUGAAAAAUUUUAUAAUACAUCUUUAAAGCUCAUCUUCCAUACUGAUAACACACUGCACAUGUUGCCAUUUUAUUUAAGUACAUUUUAUAAUGACAAAAAAUAAUCACAGGUUAAAAAUUCAAAGACCUAAUCACUACCUUACGUGGAUCUGUUGAAUUUUGAGGAAAGAAUUGGAAAACUGAGAGUUAGAUUUGUUGAAUAGAAGUUGUCCCUCGUACUUAGGGAAUCGUUGUAGAUCAGUUGACUUAGGGAUUGAAUUAUCCUGUCAUGAUUAUACAGGGUUUGAGACGCCUUUGAAGGACCAUGACCACUGUUGUUUUUACACUCCCUUAUUUUCUAGGAUUACGGUACACUUUCAGGAAUAUAUUGCAAAGUUUUUCAUAAGUGCAAACAUAGGGAUAAAACAUGGUAAAUUGCAGCUUGGGAUAUAUCAAUUUCUUAGCAGCUGUGAAUAUUUUGCUGGGGUACACUGGAGAUAGAAGACUACUGAAAAUUUUUGCACUUGAAUUUUGCUUUUAGGACUUUUUUUUUUAAAUAGUGGAAUCAGAUUAUCCAUUUCAAAAUGUCUUUUCUCUGAUCACAAACAACAAACUAAUGUCAGUAUCUCUCAUGAUGGAAAAAAGGAGCUAAUUAAUGCAAAUAAACUUCACAAUAUUAGAUUUUCAAGAUGUGCCUUUUAAUCUAGUUAAUGAAUGAAGCUAUUUGUUCCUUAAAAAGAUCACAACACUUGUAUUUCUAUAAUCUCACAUAAAAAUCAAGAUUUUUUUAAAUGUAGCUAUAUAAAUUCUGUGUUUGCCACUUGUGAAUUUAGAACCUUUAAAGUGUGGGGGAGCAUAAAAAUAGUCAUCUUUAAAUGGCCAUUUAGAAAUUCAUAUUAUGGCCAAGAAUCCAAAGAAUCUUGAAGAAAUUUUCUAAUGAAACAACUUGCCCUCUGAAGACAUGGUUAUACAGAGAAUUGUCAAACUUCACAAAAGGGAAGUGUAUAGCAGAUACCCUGAUUUUGAGUUAAAGUACUUUGAUAGUUUGAAAAUUGACACGCCUGUCAGUGGAUAGUAGAUAGAAGCUGAAUUAACUAAUUUCUUUCUGGUCAGUAUUGGUAUUAAGCCUCAUACUAAUAAAAAUGGGUUUUCUGGCCAUCUAUAAUUACAGCUACUUGGGAAACUGAGGCAGGAGGAUUGAAAGUUGAAGGCCAGCUUGGCAACUUGGCAAGACCCUCCUACAAAAUAAAAGUUUAAAAAUGGAUAAGGAUGUUAGCUCAGUGGUAGAUCACUUGCCUAGCAUGUGUGAGACUCUGGCUUAAUCUCUAGUAGGCUUCCCCUUCCCCCAAAAAAGGGGGUUGCAUAGUGUUUUCUGUUUUCUGCAUACACUUUAUGAUUCACACCUUGGGGAGGGUGGUGGAUAUUGCUUAGUGAGCCUUUUCCCUAGUUUUCACUAAAGUCUACAGAUGAAUAUUUUGUUUCAGGUUGCAAGCCAUGAAAGAGAUGGAGUAAAUACUAUUAUUAAAUAAUUAAGGGGUGCGCCCUUUUGUUCAUUCAUGAUACUCUGACUUAACAAACAACAUACUAGAGAAAAAGUUGGAGGAACUUCAGGUGACUUCAAGGUCCUCCUAGCAGGCUAGCUUUAUGAGCAAAAGAAUUACUGUUCUUAGAUUAAUAUAGGAUACAUGUCAUUAUCAUGUAUUUUAGAUCAUGCCACUAUCGUUACAGCCCAUUUUAGAGUAAGUACUUCUAGCUACAUUACUACCUAUGGUGUGUAGAAUUACAAUUUGACUUUUGCCAUACACCCAAAGUA
Castor canadensis (American beaver) is the source of this 5183-nucleotide messenger RNA. It is a transcript of the gene Ankrd13c, whose product is annotated as ankyrin repeat domain 13C. Gene Ontology annotation, cellular component: cytoplasm. The record is from RefSeq and is a predicted model, not a curated record. Gene Ontology annotation, biological process: protein retention in ER lumen. Gene Ontology annotation, molecular function: signaling receptor binding. NCBI's taxonomy places the organism in Eukaryota, Metazoa, Chordata, Mammalia, Rodentia, Castoridae.